Molecule: messenger RNA, 993 nt
Organism: Vittaforma corneae ATCC 50505
Lineage: Eukaryota; Fungi; Microsporidia; Nosematidae
Exons: 1
Biological process (GO): negative regulation of transcription by RNA polymerase II; positive regulation of transcription by RNA polymerase II
Molecular function (GO): DNA-binding transcription factor activity, RNA polymerase II-specific; zinc ion binding; RNA polymerase II cis-regulatory region sequence-specific DNA binding
Source: RefSeq, a predicted model, not a curated record
UUGAGAUCCAUAUGCAAGAAAAACGAAGUAGUGAUGAUCAAAGAGACGGCAGCAAUUCAAAAACUAACAGUAGCGAAAUGGCAACCCGACAAAAUACCAUUAAAAAAUUCAGAUAGCAACCAAGAUGUGGCUGCUGUUUAUCGGCUAGCAACAAAUAUUCAGAAGGAAUACUAUCCAUCAGAGACUCAGAUUUAUGGAUAUAAUAACGAAUACCAAAACAAGGAAUAUUCAAAGUAUUAUCUACAAGACGAAGUAUUCUUUUCGGAUCCGAAGUACAUGCAGCCAAUCUAUUAUCCAGACUCGUCCACAGAAAUUAAAAGUACAAAAGAUUUGAGAAAAAAGGCUAAACAAAGGGUAUGCUCCAACUGUCAAACAACGUCUACGCCUUCUUGGAGAAGAAGUGGAAAUGGAAAGACGCUCCUGUGCAAUGCAUGUGGACUCUACCAGAAGCUUCAUAAUAGGCCCAGGCCAUUUAGUGUAAAUUCAGAAGGCAGAACAAAAGCUCUAAAGGGUGCAACAGAAAAAACGUUGUGCGUUUCAUGCAACAAUGUUUUUCCAGCCACCGGGAUAAAGAAUUCUCCAAGCGGUGCACUGUGUCAGGAGUGUAACGUGUAUUAUAAAAAUGGUGCUUUGGAAGGAUGUGAAACGUCUGUACAAAAUUUUUAUAAAUACCCGCCCGUAUAUGGAUCUCAUCAUCCACCAUACAUGGAUAAUUACUAUGACUAUAUGAACCAAUACAGUUAUUCUGUUGAUCCGUACAGUGCUGAGAUAUAUGCCAAUCAGUACUACUACCCUCCUAUAGGCUAUGAACUAGAGCAGCAAUAUCCUAAGUAUUAUUCAGGCUACCUACAUGGCAUGUAUGGCAAUGAAGCCUUUAGAGAUCCAACCGAGAGGGCUUUCAAGUCUAUCCAAAAAUCUAAUGCGCCAUACAAGACAGCAGCUAAGAAGUCAAAUGGUGAAAUAAAGCCUCCAGAAACUACUAACAAUGAAUAA